This is a messenger RNA of Porites lobata, 345 nucleotides long. NCBI's taxonomy places the organism in Eukaryota, Metazoa, Cnidaria, Anthozoa, Scleractinia, Poritidae. The record is from the annotation of a GenBank genome assembly.
ACACCCGCUCUUAUCGACUUACAUUGGCUUCCAGUAACGUUUAGAGUUCAGUUUAAAUUACUCCUUUUUGUUUACAAGUCACUACACAACCAAAGUCCAUCCUAAAUUGAAGAUCUUUUAUCCCUGAAACCAGCUGCUAAUUGUGCUCUUUGUUCGUGUGCUCAAUCUCUUCUGUUCGUUCCAAAAGUCAACUGCUCUACACUUGGGGAUCGGGCCUUUGCUCAUGCUGCACCUGUUUCAUGGAACUCGCUGCCAUUGACUAUAAGAACAAGUAGCAGCCUCGCCAUCUUUAAAAAGCAACUUAAAACAUUUCUUUUUAAGAAAGCUUUUAAUUUGUUGGAAUAG